Messenger RNA from Amyelois transitella, 1692 nucleotides. RefSeq lists its product as uncharacterized. NCBI's taxonomy places the organism in Eukaryota, Metazoa, Arthropoda, Insecta, Lepidoptera, Pyralidae. Bases 80 to 943 code for a protein of 287 amino acids. The record is from RefSeq and is a predicted model, not a curated record. The transcript is spliced from 7 exons.
AUGGCGUCCGGCCUGAGCCGAUGCAGUGUCCAUCUGCGGUCCAACUCGGGUAGACCACUGCGGAGUUCAAGGUUCAAACAUGAAGGGGUUAAUCGUGUUGCUAGCUGCUGUCACUGUUGCAUACGGUGUGAAAUAUAAUGGACUACGAGUGAAAUACGGGUGGUCCGAUGCCUUAGUUGAUAAGGAAUACUUCUUCACGCUCCCUCGCACCAUCAGCGACGCUGAGGGCCAAGGCUGGAAGCGCACGGAGCGGCCGCCUAAUGCGCUACCAGAACUGAGGAUGUACUGUCCUCAGGGAAGAGGCGUCUGUCCUCUGUAUGACACAGCUGGAUUCGUGUCUGGACUACAAAUAGCUUUGCCAGUGGACGACUUCGAGUCCCUAGCUAUCAAGCCGGAGAAGAAGUUUGUGAAGUGGCGCGCCCCCGCCUCGGAGGGCGAGCCUUCAAGGGAUUACUGGACCCUCACGCAGUUCUACGUGUCAGAAGAAUCGCUGAAAGCCGGAGCUGGCCCUCAGAUAGAGAACGGUGAAACCUUGCAAGAUGGCGGCGUGUGGGUCACCGGCCUGGACGGAAGGCUGCUGAGGAUACCCAUCGACGAAGAUGACAUAGCUUCCAAGACGCUGUACAAGAAGCAGAACUGUGUCCCUAAUAUGGGUACGCACUACUACUAUAACAUGACGAAGCAGAUGAAAUGCGAGGACCUGCUGCCUUGGUUCGCGCUGGUGGAUGACGGAGAGCUGAUCGGCACUGGCUUCAUGAUGGUGGGGAAGCUGGCCACGCAGAAACAGAGGCACUGGUUCGAGAUACCACCUUCCCCGAAACAAGUGCCUGAGAUCGUGAUCCCGUACGCUCCGGAUUGCUUCCGCGAUUGGGCGGAAUCCUACGGCAUAGUGUCGCUUCACAUCUACUACAUCGACAACCCCUGGACCAUCCGAUGCCAGUAGGUGUGAAUACUCCAGCACGAUGCACGUUUGUGUCACAUCAUGGAUAAAUAACUUACCUACCUGGAAAAUUUAAAAAAAAAAUAUGAGAAUAAAAAUUACUAGGAGUGACAUUUUUCUUUUCAUCUUUUUCCAAUUACACCAAUUACAAAGAGACAGAUUAUUUCCGUUCCCCUCUGUCUAGAGAUGGAGCGGUUCGGAAAAUUUUCCUUGUAAUUUUUCCCCUUUGGACCAUAGGCACCUAUUUCAAUGAAUGUUUUUCCACGUGGGUAAAGUUACAUACACCUUAAGGAUAUAUUCAUAAGUUUGUAUUCUGCUAAGCACGUUUACGCACGUUCUUUUCUUUUGCACUUUGUUCUACUAUUAGCUGUCAAAUUAAGAGCUGUGACCUUUUAUUUGAAUUCAUUUGAACUUAUUCUGUGAUUUUCAAUAUACUUUACAACAAAACAAUUCCCUAUUAACUUCUUUAUGGUCAAUUAAUAAACUUUUUUUAUUUACUUUGCCUAUCAAUACGAAUUAUUUUUAAUAACUUAAGUACUUAAUACUUGAUUCUAUCACGGUUAUUUGUUAAAUAAGCAGGACCAUUUUGGGUAUUAAGUACUUAUCUACGUAAGAACUACUACUGAUUAAAGUAUUUUCGCAUUAUACUUAAUUACGUUACUUUGAUAAACAUUUUGCUUGUUUUUCAUUCACAAUUUACUUACGUAGGUACUUUAUGUGUAAUAGAUGAUUAAAAAUCAAUUAACAAAUUA